Molecule: messenger RNA, 2217 nt
Organism: Melanotaenia boesemani (Boeseman's rainbowfish)
Lineage: Eukaryota; Metazoa; Chordata; Actinopteri; Atheriniformes; Melanotaeniidae
Product: tripartite motif-containing protein 16-like
Exons: 1
Coding region: 25-1695 (556 amino acids)
Molecular function (GO): zinc ion binding; protein binding
Source: RefSeq, a predicted model, not a curated record
CACGCUCAGUCACUGUGAGGUGAAAUGGCAACACAAGGACUUCAGGUAGACCAAGGAAAUAUUUCUUGUUCCAUCUGUCUGGAUCUACUGAAGGAUCCGGUGGCUAUUCCCUGUGGACACAGCUACUGUAUGAACUGUAUUAAAAGCUUCUGGGAUGGAGAGGAUCAGAAGGGAAUCUACAGCUGUCCUCAGUGUAGGCAGACCUUCACACCGAGACCUGUCCUGGUGAAAAACACCAUGUUAGCUGAUCUAUUAGAAGACCUGAAGAAGACUGGACUCCAAGCUGCUCCUGCUGAUCACUGCUAUGCUGGACCUGAAGAUGUGGUCUGUGAUUUCUGCUCUGGAAGAAAACUGAAAGCCAUCAAGUCCUGUUUAUUCUGUCUGGCCUCUUACUGUGAGAAACACCUUCAGCCUCAUUAUGACGUGGCUCCAUUAAAGAAACACAACCUGGUGGAGCCCUCCAAAAACCUCCAGGAGAACAUCUGCUCUCGUCAUGAUGAGGUGAUGAAGAUGUUCUGUCGUACUGAUCAGAAGUGUAUCUGUUAUCUCUGCUCUGUGGAUGAACAUAAAGGCCACGACACAGUUUCAGCUGCAGCAGAAAGGACUGAGAGGCAGAGAGAGCUGGAGGUGAGUCGACAAGAAAUCCAGCAGAGAAUCCAGGACAGAGAGAAAGAUGUGAAGCUGCUUCAACAGGAGGUGGAGGCCAUCAAUCACUCUGCUGAUAAAACAGUGGAGGACAGUGAGAAGAUCUUCACUGAGCUGAUCCGUCUCAUCCAGAAAAGAAGCUCUGAUGUGAAGCAGCAGAUCAGAUCCCAGCAGGAAACUGAAGUGAGUGGAGUCAAAGAGCUUCAGGAGAAGCUGGAGCAGGAGAUCACUGAGCUGAAGAGGAAAGACGCUGAGCUGAAGCAGCUCUCACACACAGAGGAUCACAACCAGUUUCUACACAACUACCCCUCACUGUCAGCACUCAGUGAGUCUACACACUCAUCCAGCAUCAAUAUCCGUCCUCUGAGAUACUUUGAGGAUGUGACAGCAGCUGUGUCAGAGCUCAGAGAUAAACUACAGGACAUUCUGACAGACAGAUGGACAAACAUCUCACUGACAGUCACUGAUGUGGAUGUUUUACUGCCACAACCAGAACCAAAGAGCAGAGCUGGAUUCUUAAAAUAUUCAUGUGAAAUCACACUGGAUCCAAACACAGCACACACACAUCUGUUACUGUCAGAGGGAAACAAAAAGGUGACAAGAAUGAAUCCACAUCAGUCUUAUUCUAGUCAUCCAGACAGAUUUACUGGACGGUGGCAGGUUCUGAGUAGAGAGAGUCUGACUGGACGUUGUUACUGGGAGGUGGAAAUGAGAGGAAACGUUUCUGUAGCAGUCGCAUACAAGAAUAUCAGCAGAGCAGGAUGGGGGAAUGAAAGUGGAUUUGGAUUUAAUGACAAAUCUUCGUCAUUAGAUUGUUACCAAAACAGUUAUUAUUUUCGGUACAACACCAUCAGAACCUCCAUCUCAGGUCCUCGGUCCUCCAGAGUAGGAGUGUAUCUGGAUCACAGAGCAGGUAUUCUGUCCUUCUACAGCGUCUCUGAAACCAGGACUCUCCUCCACAGAGUCCAGACCACAUUCACUCAGCCGCUCUAUGCUGGACUCUGGAUUUGGUCUGUUGGAUCCAGUGCUGAGUUGUGUGAAGUGAAGUAAAGUUAUUUUCUCUGCUUGUUGCUGAGACUUCAUUGUUGUGAUGUCUCUGCUCUGCUGUUCUGUUGUUUAUUUGACUUUUUUUUAUUUGCUGGUUUUUCCUGUUUGUUUCUUUUUGGAGGAAAUCACUGUUAAUGAUGAUUUUUAUUUCCAUCAACAUGAAAAUCUGAACUUCUCUGUUCUCUAAAUAUGUGUUGAAUAUUUGUAUUGAUGUAUUUGUAUGUUGUUGUUUCUCGUCCACUUCAUGGAGCCAAACAGAGAAACCAGCAGACCUUCCUUCAUCACACAUUAUUUUACUCUCAACACUUUGGAAAUGUAAAAAUCAUUUUCUACUUGAAAUUACUUUUAGUUGUUCUAGAGAUCAGAUGUUGUUGUUUUUCUAAACCAACAAACAAACAAGGUUUCUAAUGAUGAUGUUCAGAAAGGCUCAUUUCCAGGAUCAGAAUAAAUGAGAUCAUUCAUCAUGUUUAAUGUCAGAACAAAGUCAAUUUUUCCAAACAAAUAAACUUUGAAAGAAUGAACAAA